AUGGUGAAACUGGGGAUGAAGCAAAUGCCUUCCUCUUUCGUGUGUCCUUGUUGCGUCUUGCAAAAGAAUCAUAAUGAUCAGUCGCCUUUUCCAGUGCCGGGACGCACGAGAGCCAAGAUGGUCUACAGUAACAUCGGUCUGAAAGUUCUCUUUCUCCUAGCAAGUUCUCAGGUGGCUUCCAGCCUGCUUCACGCUCCGCUUAUUUACCUGGAGAUGGUUUCUGACCGCCUCACUGAAGGGGAACCCAUCAAGAUAUUUUGUGUGGCUCCCAGAGCCCACGUCGGGGCCUACUUUUAUUUGUUCAUGGUGGGCCAGACUCAACCAGUGCAGAUGCUUACUGCUCCAGAGACCCAGCACCAGGUGACUUUCCUUUUGGAGAACGCUACCACCAUUAAUACAGGCCUAUACAGAUGCCAGUAUGGCCUACUCAACAGGAGCCAGUUGCAGCCGUCUGACUUCAGCGACACUGUGGAAAUUACAGUGGACGCGUUUGGCCUCAGCACGUUCCCUCCAACUUUUAUAUCAGCGUUCAGUCUGAGCGCGUUCGCUCCAACUGGUCCUCCAAUGUCUGACUGUCAAGAUCCGUCCCGGGUUCUCCUCAUUGCCCUGAUUGUGACUGGAGUGCUGCUUCUGCUGAUGACCCUGGCAAUGGCUGUGCUGGCAACGGGAUGCUUUAAAGAAAGAAGACAGAAGAAAAAAGAGCUGGAUUCCUGCUGGGCAGAAGGACGGGGCUGCACAACUGGUACGUACCAGGCAAAUGGCAAGGACACCCAAGAGGGUGUCUUGGCGUGUUGGUAA
Euleptes europaea (tarantolino) is the source of this 798-nucleotide messenger RNA. RefSeq lists its product as uncharacterized. The coding region runs from base 1 to 798 and encodes 265 amino acids. The record is from RefSeq and is a predicted model, not a curated record. The transcript is spliced from 7 exons. NCBI's taxonomy places the organism in Eukaryota, Metazoa, Chordata, Lepidosauria, Squamata, Sphaerodactylidae.